Schistosoma margrebowiei is the source of this 1070-nucleotide messenger RNA. Lineage: Eukaryota; Metazoa; Platyhelminthes; Trematoda; Strigeidida; Schistosomatidae. The record is from the annotation of a GenBank genome assembly.
GGUAGCGUGAUAACUUCUGUGGCCAAGAAAUUUAAAAUCUCGAGGUCAUCGCUGGUCCAUCGUAUCUGUGUUUGAUAGAAUUACCCUUUCAAUUCUAAGGGUUUUCUGUUUUCAUCUAACAUCUCACUCUAUUUCGGCAAAAAUGAGGGGCAAACGUAUGCACAAAGGUAGAACCCGAAAGUUUACUGCCCCGGAAGAAAUUGAUCGUCAACUUGGAUUAUCUAAAGAAGCUGAAUCAUCUCUCAAUAAAACAAUUCAUGACAAGAAUAUUGAUGAUACUGAAACGGAUGAUGAUGAUGAGGAGGAGGAGGAGGAGGAAGAUGACGACGAGCAAGACACAACUGAACGUCAUAAGGGUGUUAGUCAUUUGAUUGAAGUUUGCAAUCCUAAUCAUGUAAAAUCUUCUAAAACAGUUGUUCCUUCACGAAAAGAAGUUGCCGCAUCUAUCAAAGCUACAACUGACCCAAUAAAAUUAUUAUCAGAAACUGAAUUAGCAGCUAACAUAGCACGUCUUCAAUUAGUUAGGAAAGAACGUGAAUUAGCAGCUCAAAAACUUGAACAAGAAAAACAAGCCCGUGAAGCACAGCGUGCAGCAAUCGCUGCAGCCAAACGUACAUCUCAGACAAAACCACAACAGAAAAGUGGUCGUAGUGGUAAACAACAUACUAACAGUAACAAAGAACAUCAAAUCGUCAAUCAAAGAAACAAUACAAACUCAUCAGUACUCACCGAUGAUAACUGAUCGAUUAAUUGGUUGGUCAAUGAUUACAUUGUCCCUAAGUCUAUGCUUGCCUGAUGACUCACAUAUAAAGAUGAGGAAUAAUAACUAUGUUGCAAAGUUGCCGUAUAUAUUCACUUUUUCAUUUGAUAAAAAAAUACUCAAGCAAAUCCAACUAUCUUUAUUCUUUUCAAUACAUGCCAUGAAACUGUUUUAGAUUACGUUCUCUGUUAUCUGACUUUCUGUAUUAAUAACAUGAAAAGUUAAUUCAUAAAUUGAAUCCUUUUUAGCCAACGUGCUCUCUUUUAUACAUUUUAAUAACUAGAUAAAACAUUAAUAUAUAUACAGCUGU